Messenger RNA from Colletotrichum navitas, 648 nucleotides. Its product is annotated as CHD5 domain-containing protein. NCBI's taxonomy places the organism in Eukaryota, Fungi, Ascomycota, Sordariomycetes, Glomerellales, Glomerellaceae. The transcript is spliced from 3 exons. The record is from RefSeq and is a predicted model, not a curated record. Gene Ontology annotation, biological process: tail-anchored membrane protein insertion into ER membrane. Bases 1 to 648 code for a protein of 215 amino acids. Gene Ontology annotation, cellular component: GET complex. Gene Ontology annotation, molecular function: protein-membrane adaptor activity.
AUGCCCUCUCUACUCGUCAUCAUCUUUGUGCUGGAGGUGUUCUCCCACCUGGUUAACACCAUCGGAGCUGCUACCAUUAACAAUCUGCUUUGGACGUUGCUAAACUACCUUCCCAUAUCGACCUCGAAGGCCGCAAGGCAGCAUCGUAAACUGCAAGCCGAGUUUUUGAAGACACGAAAGGAGCUGAACGCAACCAGUAGCCAGGAUGAGUUCGCCAAAUGGGCAAAGCUUCGCCGCACGCACGACAAGCAGCUGGAGCAGCUGGAGAAGAGCAAGCAAAGUCAAGAAGCAGCGAGAUCGAAAUUCGAUACCUACCUGACCGGUUUCCGAUGGCUCCUCACCAAGGCGCCGCAAUACGGCCUGCCCUUUUGGUAUUCAAAGGAGCCUAUGUUUUGGCUGCCGUACGGGUGGUUCCCCUAUUACGCCGAGUGGAUUUUGUCAUUCCCCAAAGCGCCGAUUGGCAGCGUCAGCAUCGCUUCGUGGCAGUUGGCGUGCUCGGGAAUGGUCACACUGGUCACCGAGAUGAUCAUCUCGGUCGUUGGACUCGCCUUCGCGGCGAAGCAGGGCAAGGCGCAGCCGGUAAAGACCCCCACGGGGUCGGGGAAAGCUAUGCCCGCGGCUGGCUCGUCGGAGAAGAAGGAGCUGUAA